This is a messenger RNA of Condylostylus longicornis, 552 nucleotides long. RefSeq lists its product as uncharacterized. The record is from RefSeq and is a predicted model, not a curated record. The transcript has a single exon. The coding region runs from base 1 to 552 and encodes 183 amino acids. Lineage: Eukaryota; Metazoa; Arthropoda; Insecta; Diptera; Dolichopodidae.
AUGAUAGUAAUAGCUAUAUAUCUUCAAUUAACAAGUCUCAUCCAUUCAAUUCCACAAAAUACUAAUCAUCAUAUUUGGAAUGUAAAAACAACAACUCAAUUGGAAAAACAUCGUUUCAUUAUUUUUGCACUACAAACAGAUAAACUUAAUCAAAUUACGAAAGAUCCAUCAAAAUUUGUUCAUUAUAAUAUAAGUGAUCUAAAAGUUUACCUCAAUUCAGAAUGCUAUCCAUACGAAGACAUGAAUUUACUAUUUGAAAGAAAUCGUUAUGGGGUGGCUUAUGAUGCCUAUACAAGAUUUCGAAGUAGUUAUUAUAAUUAUCCUGUUGCUGAACCAUUGUUAACGUUACAGGAAUUUAAGCAAAAGACUACGAUCCUAAUUAUAGAUACACGCUAUCAAAAUGAAAAUCUAAAAAUGGGGCCGGUUGAUGUUACGACCGAAUUGAAAACUUCAGAAAUGAUACCUGCAAAUACCAUAGCUUACCGUCUAAUGCUACAUGACAGAUUAGUAGAAUUAACGCCAUUGAGCGGGGAACUCGUCAAAAUUAUUUAA